Molecule: messenger RNA, 3430 nt
Organism: Klebsormidium nitens
Lineage: Eukaryota; Viridiplantae; Streptophyta; Klebsormidiophyceae; Klebsormidiales; Klebsormidiaceae
Source: the annotation of a GenBank genome assembly
AUCAAUGGGGCUCGCACAAAGAGCCACAAAGAGCGUUGGCCGCCCUGAUGCUGCUGCACUAGCUGGAUCAUCUAAGAACUGGCAGCCAGAAGAGGAGGAACAUACCUAGUCAACAAGCGAUUCAUGCUUCUUGACAAAUUGGCUGUAGUCACAGGCGGAGGCGCGUGCGUCCUCAGGCAGGAGUGGGUUACACGCCAGCGGCCUUUCUGCAAUGCAUUCCAGAUUUUAAAGCAAAGCUUGCACUGACAAAGUCUGUGCCAGCUCAGAUGGCGCACUACCAAUGGCGCAAGUUCCAGUUCUUCAACGACGGCACCCCUCAGGGCGACCUCCCAGCCGAACUGCAAAAGCCCCUCCGCUGCAGCAGCUGCGAUCGGAGCUACCUCUUCUUUGGGGGGGCCGAUGGGACGGUGGUCGUGACGGACCGGUCCCUGAAAGUGGUGGCUAAUUUUCCUGCUCAUGGUCACACCGUUUCACAGAUGCAACAGCUGAAGCAGCGGAAUAUGCUGGUGACUGUGGGGGAGGACGAGCCCCCCCCCGCAGGAAAAGUGGGGGUCAGUGUCGUGAAGCUUUGGGACAUGGACAAGCUGGCGGGGGAGGGGGGGGGAGCAGGAGGGGGGCCGCCGUGUCUGAAGACAAUCAAAGUGUUUACGUCCAAGUUUCCAGAGGCGGAGAUCGCAUCCUUCCUUGUUCUGGAGGAAGCCCCCCCCAGCCUGUGGGCCAUCAUUGGCCUGAACAACGGACAGGUGUACCUGCUUCACGGUGACUUUGGACGGGACCGCAUCGUCCGGACACGCCUGGUUGUGGACCCAGGGGAGGAUGACUGGCCCCCCUCUCGAGUGACCGGCCUUACGGCCGCGUCUCAGGGGGGUACGUUGUACCUGUUUGCGGCCACCCUGGACGUGUUUGUGUCAUUCAACCUGGCGCAGAGUGCGCCGCAGAGGCGCCAACUAGACGCCCACGGUUGCCAGCCCCACUGCCUCACCAUGUCCGACGCCAACGAGCCCGUUCUCGGACGUCCGGAAGCCGUCUACUUUUACGAGGCGGACGGGCGGGGGCCCUGCUGGGCGUUCGAGGGGGAGAAGCGCUUCCUGUCCUGGUUCAGGGGGUACCUGCUGUGCGUGACGGCAGAGCCGCGCAACCCCCUGAAAAAUGUGGUCACGGUGUAUGAUCUGAAAAACAAGCUGAUAGCGUACAAUGCGACAGUGGGGGGGGUGCAGCACGUGCUGUCGGGGGGGGGGAUGAUCACGAUCCUGACAGACGAUCACAAGGCGCUGUGUUUGGCGGAGAAGGACAUGGGCAGCAAGCUGGAGAUGCUGUUCCGCAAAAAUUUGUACACCAUCGCCAUCAACCUCAUCCAGGGCCAGCAGGCCGACGCCGCCAGCACCGCUGACGUCAUGCGCAAGUACGGGGACCACCUGUACGGGAAGCAGGACUACGACGAGGCGAUGGCGCAGUACAUCCGCACGAUCGGGCAGCUGGAGCCGUCGUACGUGAUCCAAAAGUUCCUGGACGCGCAGCGCAUCCACAACCUGACGCACUAUUUGGAGAAGCUGCACGAGCAGGGGCGGGCCACCGCGGACCACACCACGCUGCUCCUCAACUGCUACACCAAGCUCAAGGACGUGGCGAAGCUGGACGAGUUCAUUAAGGCGGAGGGCGACCACCGUUUCGACGUCGAAACCGCCGUGCGGGUGUGCCGCGCGGCAGGCUACUACGAGCACGCGCUGUGGGUUGCCAAGCGAGCUGGGGAGCACGAAUGGUACCUCAAGAUUCUGCUGGAGGAUCUGGGGCGAUACGAGGAGGCGCUGAAGUACGUUGGGGCGCUUGCUACGUUUGAGGCGGCGGUCACUCUGAAGCAGUACGGCAAGAUCCUGGUCACGCACCGCCCAGGAGAAACCACCGCCAUCCUUCUUAAGCUCUGCACCCAAGGCCUGGCCCCUGCUCGGGACACAUCCAAUCGACCACCCGCUCCCAACGGAGUCUCCUCAGCAACAGCUCGGGGGGAUCCCCCGACGGCUUCUCCCGAGGCUUCGACGUCGAAGUCAAGCACCCGGGGGACUGCUCCUUCUGAGGCUUCGACGUCGAAGCCGAGUGCCCGGGGGAUCAUACGGGGCGCGGAGGAAGAGAUGGAGCCCAUUCUGCCGUCGCCAAUGGACUUUGUACACGUGUUUGUUGACCGUCCGCGCUGGUUGCUGCGCUUCUUCGAACAGUACAGCGAGCAGGUCAAGGGCUCUCCGUCCGAGGUCCCCAUCAACAACACCCUCCUCGAGCUCUACCUAGCCGACGACCUCCAGGCGACUGCCAUCGCCAAGGCCGCCCUUUCCGGCCCCGUUCCGGUUCCGUCCUCCCUCGAAACGGAAGAAGCGGAACGCGAGCGGAAAGAGCGGCUGAAAAAGGCGCUGGCGCUGCUGAAAGCCGGGUGGCCCCCCCACGAACCGCAGCCAAAGUACGACCCGGAUCUUGCGGUCGUCCUGUGUCAGAUGCACGGGUUUCGGGAAGGGCGGCUGUUCCUCUACGAGAAGAUGCGGCUCUACAAGGAGGUUAUCGCGUCGUACAUGGCGGACAGUGACCACGCGGGCCUGAUCGCGUGCUGUCGGCGGCUCGGGACCGCCAGCCGGGGGGGCGACCCCAACCUGUGGACCGACGUACUGACGUACUUUGGGGAGAAGGGCGGGCCCGACUGCGAGAAGGAGGUGCGCGAGGUGCUGGAGGUGGUCGAGCGCGACCGGCUGCUGCCCCCGCUUAUCGUGCUCCAGAAACUGGCGCUGAACCCGCACCUCCAGCUGGCCACAGUGCGCGACUACGUGGCGCGCCAAAUCGCGCAGGAUACGCGCGCCAUUGAGGAGGACCGGCGGGCAAUUGAGAAGUACAAGGAGGAGACGGCCGCGAUGCGCGCGGAGGUGGCGGAGCUGCGCUCGGCCGCGCGCAUCUUCCAGAACACCAAGUGCACCGCGUGCACGUCGGCGCUCGACCUGCCGGCCAUCCACUUUUUGUGCAUGCACUCCUUCCACCAGCGCUGCCUCGGAGAGAACGAAAAGGAGUGCCCCGUCUGCGCGCCUGCGAACCGCACCGUUCUUGAGAUGAAGAAGAGCUUGGACCAGAAUAGCAACGACCACGACCGGUUCUUCCAGCUAGUUCAGAACUCGGACGACGGCUUCUCGGUCAUUGCGGAGUACUUUGGUCGAGGCAUCCUCAACCGGCAUCCCGCGCCGCAGUCGUCAAUGCAACAAAGUAGCACACGGACAUUAUCCCAAAUCCCCGACUUGGGGCAGCUUGUACUAUCUUGACUAAUAAGAUGGGCACUUGCUCUCCACGUCAUUACCAGGCGGUGGCCUUCGGUAUCUGUUCGUGAUCAGAUUUAUGCACGUUUUUGAUUCGUAUUUCGUCAACGAGGUUGGCUUGAAAGUGAUGGCAGCAUCUUUGACCUGGC